Darwinula stevensoni is the source of this 873-nucleotide messenger RNA. Lineage: Eukaryota; Metazoa; Arthropoda; Ostracoda; Podocopida; Darwinulidae. The record is from the annotation of a GenBank genome assembly.
AUGGGAAAUGAUUCCAGUCCAAUUUCACUAUGGCAUGACAUCCCCCUCUAUGCUGAUGAGGCCAACAAGGUCUUCAACAUGAUCGUUGAGGUUCCCAGGUGGUCCAAUGCUAAGAUGGAGAUUUGCAAGGAGGAGGCUCUAAAUCCCAUCAAACAGGAUGUGAAGAAAGGAAAUCUCCGAUUUGUCCACAACUGUUUCCCACACCAUGGAUACAUCUGGAAUUAUGGAGCCUUGCCACAGACUUGGGAGAACCCAAAUAUGACAGAUGAAUCCACUGGGCAGAAGGGAGACAAUGAUCCUAUUGAUGUAUGUGAAAUUGGACACAGGAUUGCCAAACCUGGAGAAGUGAUCCAAGUCAAAGCUCUUGGGAUCUUGGCCUUAAUUGAUGAAGGGGAGACUGACUGGAAGGUGAUUGCCAUUGACACCUCUGACCCACUUGCAGAAAAACUCAAUGAUAUUGGAGAUGUGGAGAAUGAGAUGCCUGGGUUCCUGAAGGCAACCCAUGAGUGGUUCCGCAUCUAUAAGAUGCCUGAUGGAAAGCCUGAAAAUCAAUUUGCAUUCAAUGGAGAGUUCAAGCCAAAGGAUUUUGCUCAUAAGAUCAUUCUGGAAACGUACCAUGAGUGGCAGGGUCUAAUUCAGAGAAAGGAAGAUCCUGGAAAAAUCUCACUAGCUUGCACAACAGUGAACACUCAAGAUAAGAUGUCUGGUGAAGAGGCAGAAGCUCUGGUUUCAGCUGCUCCUCCUCCUGCCUCUCCUGCACCCAUCGAUCCCACCGAGUUGAGGCUCAUGCACAUGGAGGGCAAGCAGCACGGAAUCUCCCGGGAAGUCUUGCAAAGCGACAUCACCGAGGUGUUGAAGGACGUGGAAGAUGAC